CCUCAGUCCUCGCUCUCGAAGGAGGAUAAUAUUUGAUAGGUAAAGUCGACGCGCUACACUGCAAGCACCGACGAGAAUGGCGGUCUCUUGCUGCCCCCUCUCCUUCUCCGCCUCCUCCUCGUCGUCGGCCGUCGCGCCGAUCCAAAACCCCCACAUCUCGGUCUCGCUUCUCUCUCGCCCGACCCUCUCCCGCCUUUCCGUCGUUUCCUCCUUCCUCGGCUCCUCCCUUUCGCUGAGGACCACAAUACCGAUCGAGGGCCGGGGUUGGAGUGGCGGCGGAAGGGCAUCAAGGGUCACUAGGAUGAGCAUGGAGGCCGGGGUUGGAGUGAUGGGGACGAAGCUGGGGAUGAUGAGCUUCUUCCAGCCCGAUGGCACCGUCGUCCCCGUCACGGUUGUCGGCUUCCGCGAGGGCAACAUCGUCACCCAGGUCAAGACCGACGCCACCGAUGGCUAUGACGCCGUCCAGAUCGGCUACCGCCGCGUCCGCGACCGCAAGCUCACCCGCCCGGAGCUCGGCCACCUCCAGAAGGCCGGCGCCAUCCCCAUGCGCCAUCUCCAGGAGUUCCGCCUUCAGUGCGUCGACGGCUUCGAGCCCGGCCAGCGCCUCCUUGUCGAGGAUCUCUUCAAGGAGGGCGACCUGGUCGACGUCUCCGGCAAAUCCAUCGGCAAGGGAUUUCAAGGUGGAAUCAAAAGGCACAAUUUCCGACGUGGGCCAAUGACUCAUGGUUCUAAGAGUCACAGAGCCUUGGGUUCCAUAGGUGCUGGAACCACUCCUGGCCGUGUGUACAAGGGUAAAAAAAUGCCUGGAAGGAUGGGAAAUGCCAAAACUAAAAUCCGGAAGUUGAAGAUUGUCAAGAUAGACAGUGAACUACGAGUCGUCGUGGUAAAAGGAGCUGUACCCGGAAAACCUGGAAAUCUUCUCCGUAUUACACCUACCAAGAUCGUUGGCAAGAACAUACCCAAGAAUUAGCAUCUGCAUACUAAUCUGUAGGCUGUAAGCUUUUUCUUUUUUGUAAGUUUAUUGUCCACCUUUUUAGUUUCUUCUCUGAUUGCUUCUUUCUACAUUUAGUCUUUAAGUGGAAUUACAAUCAAAUUUCAAAUUUGACCUAUGCGAAAGAAUGGAUAUGAAAAAGGGAAUGUGCAGGCUCAUGUGCCUUAUCGUUGCUUGUAGGUUGGGUUUAUGUUUAGCAUGUGCAUCUUUUGGUUCUGAUCAUUGAACAAAGCUUCUCUUAGCAUUUGUUUUAUACAUCAAUGACCUCACGGACUUGCAGUCU
Molecule: messenger RNA, 1274 nt
Organism: Elaeis guineensis (African oil palm)
Lineage: Eukaryota; Viridiplantae; Streptophyta; Magnoliopsida; Arecales; Arecaceae
Product: large ribosomal subunit protein uL3c
Biological process (GO): translation
Cellular component (GO): ribosome; chloroplast envelope
Molecular function (GO): structural constituent of ribosome
Source: RefSeq, a predicted model, not a curated record